This is a messenger RNA of Drosophila persimilis, 2587 nucleotides long. RefSeq names its product innexin inx1 (gene ogre). NCBI's taxonomy places the organism in Eukaryota, Metazoa, Arthropoda, Insecta, Diptera, Drosophilidae. Gene Ontology annotation, cellular component: plasma membrane; gap junction. Bases 846 to 1934 code for a protein of 362 amino acids. Gene Ontology annotation, molecular function: gap junction channel activity. The transcript is spliced from 7 exons. The record is from RefSeq and is a predicted model, not a curated record.
UCUGUUUCGUCCGCCCUGCCAUUCUGGUCUGUGUUUGAGACGUUGUCUCCCAUAUAUUUUUUGUUCUACUUGCAGCGGCUGCAACGUGACGCGCGCUUUAAACCGCCCCAAAACGCACCACCAAAACCAAAACCACCGCCAACAACAACAACAACAACAAAAGCAACACCAAGGAGAACUGCAAAGAUUUUAUUUUGUGAUGCUGCUCUGCCAAAACCUGUUCUAAGUUGCCCACUGUGCGUGCGUGCAUGCGUGUGUGUAUGUGUGUGUCUCCACUGCGAUUGUUCAUGUGUAUGUUGGUCCGUAUGCAAAUUUCUGAGACGCCGACGUCGACGCCGCUGCCACCUGGCAGCUGAUUUUGCUUCUGCCAUAAGGAAUCCAACGCGACACUUACACAUGCACAUACACAGUACAGCGCCCAUUCAUGCAAGUACAGCUGCUGGUGACAAAAACAUCAAGCAGUGAGAUAAUACAGCCCAGAAAGCAGUUGGCAAAGCGUCACUCAAGCAGUGGAUGAGAUCAAGAGCAGUAGAAGGAGGAGGAACACCUAAGCAGCACCUAAGGAGAAGGAGCGUGGCGAGAAAACCAUAAUCAAUCAACGGAAUUCGGUUUGAUAUGCAUCGAACGCUGAGCAGUUACAAGAAAAGGAACAAGAACCGAUUGAAAGAAACGCUUGCGUAACAUCCUUUGUUUUUCGCUCACUUGCCAACACUGCCCGACCCCGAAGCGGGGAAUACAGCGAAUCCCAGCAAAAAGGACACCCUUCCUUCUUCGAUUACCACAUAACCAGGCAGCCAGGCAGCCAGCCCGCCCCCUUUCAAAUUUGAGAUCCAAACUGUGGCAAGAUGUAUAAGCUAUUGGGUAGCCUGAAGAGCUACCUCAAAUGGCAGGACAUCCAGACGGACAACGCCGUCUUCCGGCUGCACAACUCAUUCACCACGGUGCUCCUGCUCACCUGCAGCCUGAUCAUCACCGCCACCCAGUACGUGGGCCAGCCGAUCAGCUGCAUCGUGAACGGUGUGCCCCCGCAUGUGGUGAACACGUUCUGCUGGAUCCACAGCACGUUCACCAUGCCGGAUGCGUUUCGCAGACAGGUUGGUCGCGAGGUGGCCCAUCCCGGUGUGUCCAAUGAUUUCGGAGACGAGGAUGCCAAGAAAUACUAUACCUACUACCAGUGGGUAUGCUUUGUGCUCUUCUUUCAGGCCAUGGCCUGUUAUACGCCCAAAUUCCUGUGGAACAAAUUCGAGGGCGGCCUGAUGCGCAUGAUCGUGAUGGGCCUGAACAUCACGAUCUGCACCCGCGAGGAGAAGGAGGCCAAGCGGGAUGCCCUGCUCGACUAUCUGAUUAAGCACGUCAAGCGCCACAAGCUGUACGCAAUCAGAUAUUGGGCCUGUGAGGUGCUCUGCUGCGUGAACAUCGUGGUGCAGAUGUAUCUGAUGAAUCGGUUCUUUGACGGCGAGUUCCUCUCGUACGGCACGAACAUAAUGCAGCUGUCGGAUGUGCCACAGGAGCAGCGCAUCGAUCCGAUGGUGUUUGUGUUUCCCCGUGUGACCAAGUGCACAUUCCACAAAUACGGUGCCUCCGGGUCGCUGCAGAAGCACGACUCCCUCUGCAUCCUGCCCCUGAAUAUCGUCAACGAGAAGACAUAUGUGUUCAUCUGGUUCUGGUUUUGGAUUCUGCUCGUCCUGCUGCUCGGCCUGAUGGUCUUCCGCGCCUGCAUCAUCUUUAUGCCCAAGUUCCGGCCGCGCCUGCUGAAUGCCCGCAACCGGAUGAUACCCAUGGAGAUUUGUCGCUCGCUGUCCCGGAAGCUGGACAUUGGCGACUGGUGGCUCAUCUACAUGCUGGGCCGCAAUCUCGAUCCCGUCAUCUACAAGGAUGUGAUGAGCGAGUUUGCCAAGCAGGUGGAGCCAGCCAAGCACGAUCGUGCCAAGUAAAUUGACAGCAGCAUCAGCAGCAGCAGUCUCUUCCCUUCCCCCCUGGACACCCUUUUCGCGGAAUACCCCUGCAGAAUCCGCCUCUGAUUCUGAUUCCCCCUUUGGACUAUUAAUUUUAUUUAGCGCAAAUCAUUUUAAUUAGUGGAAGCCCCAGAGAACCGAACCCAGGCACCUAUCCACCACACCCACACACCUCUCUCUCUCACUGUUCUCUCCAGUUCUGUGAUUAUGCUGAAACUCUCCCCUACGCUACCCUAGCCCCGCCCUACUCUCCUCCCCUUGGGGUCACUAUCGUACUACGUCUUAUAAUCAAUGAUCACAACUCAAAUCGAAUCGCUUGGCAAAAAACAGAAAAAAAGAACGACAAUCUUUUUUUUGUUUGGCUUCAUUAUUUUUUUGUAUUUUUUGCUUUUUCCCCAACGAAAGAUGAGAUUUUGCCCUCGGAAAUGCAUGUGUUUUUUCUGCAAACAAAAUCAUUUUUUUUCCUAAUUUUUAAACAACUAAUUUAAUACCUAGCUUUUAUUUAUAAUUAGAAACUAUAAAAACAAGCAAUGAAAAAUCCCCAUAAAAAAAAAACAAGAACAAAAUCGGUAAAAAUUCGAUAUUUUUGCAUGAAAUUGAGAAUUGUUUAAACGCUUCGCAGCCAACAAAAU